Cetraspora pellucida is the source of this 375-nucleotide messenger RNA. The record is from the annotation of a GenBank genome assembly. Lineage: Eukaryota; Fungi; Glomeromycota; Glomeromycetes; Diversisporales; Gigasporaceae.
AUGCAUAAAUUUACAGGACGUGGAAAAGAGAGUAAGGGGUUAGGUAAAGGGUUAGGUAAAGGUGGAAAGGUAUCUGCUCAGCGGCAUAGGAAACUUUUACGCGAGAAUAUUAAGGGUAUCACAAAGCCGGCUAUCCGCAGACUUGCCCGUCGUGGUGGUGUAAAACGAAUAUCAGCGGGCAUAUAUGAAAAUGUGCGUAGCGCUUUAAAAGAUUUCUUGACAGAUGUUCUUCGGGAUACAGUUUCUUAUGUUGAAUAUGAACGAAAGAAAACUGUUACUGUAAUGGAGAUAUUAUUGGCUCUUAAGCGGCGGGGGAGAACAAUCUAUGGUUUUGAUCACGAAAUCAAGGGUCGAAAACCUCAUCAUUACUCUUAG